AUGUGACGCAGAAGUGCCAUGAGGGGGUGUGAGGUGUUGUUGCGGGCGGCCGCGGCGGGGUCUGGGGCCGGGUCCCGGCGGUUCCGGGAGUGCUUCGAUUUCGGCGGCCGCGAUGUGGUCUCCUGGUUCCCGGGGCACAUGGCCAAAGGCCUGCGGCAGAUGCGGAGCUCCCUGCGGCGCGCCGACUGCCUCAUCGAGGUGCACGACGCUCGCAUCCCACUGUCGGGCCGUAACCCCAUUCUGAAGGAGGUGCUGGGCAUCCGCCCGCACAUCCUGGUGCUGAACAAGAUGGACCUGGCUGAUCCCAGCCGGCAGCCGACAGUCUUGGAGCACCUGAAGCAACAGCAAUGCUCACAUGUUGUCUUUGCUGACUGCAAGCGUGAUGUCAAUGUCAAGAAGAUUGUUCCCAUGGUUGCCAACUUGGUGGACAACAGCCCUCGCUACCACAGGGCUGAGAGCACCGAGUACAGCAUCCUGGUGAUUGGCGUGCCCAACGUGGGCAAGUCCUCUCUCAUCAACUCCCUGCGGAGGCUGCACCUCAAAAAAGGGAAAGCCACUCCUGUCGGUGGUGACCCUGGUAUCACUAAGGCAGUGCUGACCAGAAUCCAGGUCUGCGAGAAGCCCCUGAUGUACCUGGUGGAUACUCCUGGCGUGUUGGCACCGAAGCUGGGCGAUGUGGAGACAGGCAUGAAGCUGGCACUGUGCGGAGCCAUCCAUGACCACUUCGUUGGGGAGGACAUCAUGGCUGACUACCUCCUGUAUGCCCUGAACAAGCAGCAGCAGUUCAGGUAUGUACAGCGUUAUGGACUGGCUGAGGCCUGCGAUGACAUUGGGCUUGUGCUGAGGCACGUGGCCCUUGCCCAGGGCAGGACACAGAAGGUGAAGGUAUUGACGGGCACAGGGAAUGUCAACAUGAUGAUGCUCAACUACCCUGCUGCUGCCUAUGAGUUCCUGCGGGAUUUCCGGGCUGGACGCCUGGGCAGGGUGACACUGGACUGAGACCUGUCCCAUGGGGGAGAGAGGCACCGCCUGCAGGUGCAUGGGCUGGAGCCACCUCAGCAUGGAGCUUUAGUGUGAGAUUAAAGUGGCUCUGCCAGGGCAGCCCCCAGUUUCAGAUCUUGGGCUGCUGCAGGGGAGCAGAAUCCCUGUGGUGGGGAUGAGGAGCUGCCCCCAGGUGUCCCCAUGCUGGACAGUGGUUGCUGUGGGGAAAGGAGGCCUGGUGCUGCUUCCUGCCAGGACAACAGCUCUGAGGAGCCAUUUCCUCUGUGGUCUUGGCCGUCUCUGGGAUUUGAAUUCCAAAAUAAAACCUGCAUGGAUAGGGUGCCGGGGCCAUCUCAAGGUGCCUGUCCUUAGCCCCUCACCGUGCAUCCAGUUAUAA
This is a messenger RNA of Pezoporus occidentalis (night parrot), 1378 nucleotides long. RefSeq names its product mitochondrial ribosome associated GTPase 1 (gene MTG1). Gene Ontology annotation, biological process: mitochondrial translation. The record is from RefSeq and is a predicted model, not a curated record. NCBI's taxonomy places the organism in Eukaryota, Metazoa, Chordata, Aves, Psittaciformes, Psittacidae. The transcript is spliced from 11 exons. Gene Ontology annotation, cellular component: mitochondrion. Gene Ontology annotation, molecular function: GTPase activity; GTP binding.